Messenger RNA from Myotis myotis, 1565 nucleotides. RefSeq names its product bromodomain-containing protein 8-like. Gene Ontology annotation, molecular function: protein binding. NCBI's taxonomy places the organism in Eukaryota, Metazoa, Chordata, Mammalia, Chiroptera, Vespertilionidae. The record is from RefSeq and is a predicted model, not a curated record. Gene Ontology annotation, cellular component: NuA4 histone acetyltransferase complex.
UUUUUGUUGUUACUAAUGAGUAGAAAUACAUUUCUGUCCCCUUAUCUUUCUAAUGAACUUGGGAUGAGAUGCAAAUGCCUUAGGAAUAUUGAGUUGAGUGAAUUUAAUGCAAUUUUUUUUUCUAUGUAUUUACAGAUGGGGCGUGAGUGGGUUUGGUUGGAUUCUGAACAAGACUAUCCCAAUGACUCUGAGUUGAGCAACAACUGCAGGUCCCUCUUCAGCUCGUGGGACUCCAGUCUGGAUCUUGAUGUGGGCAGCUGGAGGGAAACUGAGGAGCCAGGGACUGAGGAAUUAGUGGAAAGCAGCCCAGGGACAGAAUCUAGUGAGCUGCUUAUGGGGGACGGAGGCAGUGAGGAAUCUCAGGAAGAGACACAGCAAAUCAGCCACCAGAACCUCCUCCACUUUCUCUCUGAGGUAGCUUAUUUAAUGGAGCCAUUGUGCAUUAGCAGCAAAGAAUCAAGUGAAGGUUGCUGCCCUUCACCUGAUACCAGACAAGAGGAAAGGGAAAUUGAAGCUACUGAAGGAGAUCAGGAACCCUGCAGAGAGCCUGAAGAGCUUUCAGCUAAGGUAGAACCAUUGGUAGCUGAGGAGUCACUGGGAGAAAAUGGAAGGCCAGAGAUGGCUCCAGCUCCCUCAGAUAUUUGUGCAGUUUGGGGACUACCAACAGAGAAUGAAGAGGGAGAGGUUCAGCAAGAAUCCAAAGAAGAGGACCAGGGCGAAGGGUAUGUGUCAGAGAUGGAAGACCGGCCCUCCUCAGGUGAGUGUGAUGAUGGCUCUAGCAUUCAGGAGGCUCCUCUGGUGGAUGUCCUUUUCAGCCAUUCUACUUCCUCAAAUCUGUCUGAUCUAAGCCAGAGUGAUCCUGUUCAGGAUCACUUACUAUUUAAGAAGACUCUCCUGCCAGUAUGGAAGAUGAUUGCCAGUCACAGGUUCAGCAGUCCAUUUCUGAAGCCAGUGUCAGAAAGGCAGGCCCCAGGAUACAAGGAUGUGGUGAAAAGACCCAUGGACUUAACUACCCUGAAAAGGAAUCUGUCUAAGGGGCGGAUUCGCACCAUGGCACAAUUCCAGCGAGACUUGAUGCUGAUGUUCCAAAAUGCUGUGAUGUACAAUGACUCUGAUCAUCAUGUGUAUCAUAUGGCUGUGGAGAUGCAGCGAGAAGUCCUGGAGCAGAUUCAGGUGCUGAGUAUUUGGCUAGACAAAAGAAGAAACUUAAAUAGUCUGGAAUGAGAACCAGCCAACCCAAUGCAUGAUGAAAAACCUGUGUUGUUAACCUGGAACUGCUACCCUGACCUUUUCUGGAAUUUGGACCUCUCAUUGAGACUGAUCCAGAGAAGAUCCCAGUACUUGUUUACGUUCUCUGUUGUCUUUCAUAAUAAGAAUAAUACCUUAACUCACAACCUAGGAGUCAAAGAUGCCUGUGGACAUAAUUUUAAGAAAAGGGGGGAAACUUAUUUGAUGUAAUAAAUAUCACCCAUAUCUUUGUUCUAUAUCUAUAGGCUUAAUUUAGAGGUAAUUGGAUUAGACCUCUUAUGACUGCUCUAUAAAUAAAUGUUACUUCACAAGUAUAA